AUGGCUUUCUUUCUUCUCUCCGUUCUUUUGUUGAGCUUUUGCCCUUUUGAAACGCUAGGCAGUGCUUGCGAUUCUAUUCACUUUGUUUCUCGUCAAGAAUGGAAAGCAAACCCUUCAAACUUGACCGAUAUGAAGUUGCCAGUUCAUCAUGUAUUUAUUCACCACACUCUUCAGGAGGAAUGUCACACCAAAGAGGAGUGCAUCAAAACAGUCAAAACAAUGCAGAUUUUUCACAACGUUACUCGAAACUUCGGAGACAUUGGAUACAACUUUAUCGUCGGCGGUGAUGGCAACGUCUACGUCGGCCGGGACUGGGGCAAAAAUGGCAGACACACCAAAGGAAUGAAUGAACACUCGGUGGCGUUCUCGCUCUGUGGUGAUUACAACAAAAAACUACCAAAUGAGAAGAUGAUCAAAGCUACCAAGCAGUUGAUUCAGUGUGGUCUUGAGAAGAAGGUCAUCGCCCAGGACUACCAGCUGCAUGGUCAUCGAGAUCAGGUGUGCACUGAGUGUCCGGGAGAUUUGUUUUACACCCAGGUACGUUCGCCAAUUGAAGUCCGAAAAUGGGAUCGCUAUGUUGCCGGGCCGCUGGAAACCUACACUUGCCCUUAUCCUUAA
This is a messenger RNA of Rhagoletis zephyria (snowberry fruit fly), 618 nucleotides long. NCBI's taxonomy places the organism in Eukaryota, Metazoa, Arthropoda, Insecta, Diptera, Tephritidae. The record is from RefSeq and is a predicted model, not a curated record.